This is a messenger RNA of Rubroshorea leprosula, 563 nucleotides long. The record is from the annotation of a GenBank genome assembly. NCBI's taxonomy places the organism in Eukaryota, Viridiplantae, Streptophyta, Magnoliopsida, Malvales, Dipterocarpaceae.
ACUUGAAACUUUGAUUUGCAAAUCAGAAAAAGGGAGUUGUAACUGAGUAGAGGGAGUUGUGGAAGAUGGAAAAUGACAUAGUGAGGCAGAAGGCUAAGAACGUUUCUGUGCUAAAUGAGGAGCAGCAGAAAGAGUUGUGUCAGUCAGUUGCGGUAGAUGAGGUUAGGGAUGCAUUGUUUGCUAUUGGGAAUGACAAGGCCCCAGGUCCAGAUGGUUUAUCUGCAGGAUUUUACAAGGCUGCAAGGGUUUGUUCAAUGGAUUAUAAAAUGCAUUUCUACUACCCAUAUCUACAUUUUGUUGGUGUUCCCGGGGAACGGGAGCUUGUGGACAAGAUGGAUAAAACAAAAGUUGAGAGGGAGUACCAUAUAGGUAGCACAUGUCUCUCAAGAUGCCCCUCGGACAUGAGCUUAUCCUGCAGACUAGACGGGAAACUUCCUUAUUUUAUGGCAAUUGGUCGGGAGGCAAUCCUGAAUCAGUCAGACAAAAGGGAAGCAAUCUUACCGUAGCCCAUGAGCUUCAAAAGAAGAAUGGUUUUGCGUUAUCAAUAGAAUUAUCUGUUUUGU